Molecule: messenger RNA, 3695 nt
Organism: Gallus gallus (chicken)
Lineage: Eukaryota; Metazoa; Chordata; Aves; Galliformes; Phasianidae
Gene: SOX12
Product: SRY-box 12
Exons: 1
Coding region: 372-1229 (285 amino acids)
Biological process (GO): negative regulation of transcription by RNA polymerase II; anatomical structure morphogenesis; cell differentiation
Molecular function (GO): RNA polymerase II cis-regulatory region sequence-specific DNA binding; DNA-binding transcription factor activity, RNA polymerase II-specific
Source: RefSeq, a predicted model, not a curated record
GUGCGGCUUUAAGGCUGCCCGCAUCGCCCCGGCCCCGCAACCCGCCCGAAGCGAGCGCAUCCCCGAACCGAGCGCAUCCCCGGGGCGGUGCGGAGCCGAUCCGACCCAGAGCAUCCCCAGAGCGUCCCCGGACCCAGAGCAUCCCCAGAGCGCUGCAGCGCAUCCCCGAGCCGCCGCAUCCCGGGGUCCCACCGGAGCCGCCCCGCAGCCACCGCCCCGGCGGAGCCGUGCCCCCCCGGGUCCCUCCGCGGCCCCCCGCGCCCCGCCCCGCCGCCGCCGCCCGUUCCGCACAAUGGGGGCGGCGCGGCGCGGCGCGUAGCGGCCGGCGGGGAGGGAGAGGCGGCGGUAAGGGGGGCGCCGGGGGGGCCGACAUGGUGCAGCGAGCCAUGCGGGGAAGGGGCUCGGAGGGGCGGCGGGAGCCCUGCGCCCCUCUGCCCGCCCACGACGCGGAGCCCGCCUGGUGCAAAACGCCCAGCGGGCACAUCAAGCGGCCCAUGAACGCCUUCAUGGUGUGGUCGCAGCACGAGCGCCGCAAGAUCAUGGACCAGUGGCCCGACAUGCACAACGCCGAGAUCUCCAAGCGCCUGGGUCGGCGCUGGCAGCUCCUGCACGACUCCGAGAAGAUCCCCUUUGUGAAGGAGGCCGAGCGCCUGCGCCUCAAGCACAUGGCCGACUACCCCGACUACAAAUACCGCCCUCGGAAAAAGGGCAAAGCGGGCACCGCCACCGCCCGCCCGCGUCUCCCGGUGAAGAUCAAACCCUCGGUGCUGGGCCGCGUCCCCGCCGCCCGCAGGCAGCCCUCCAAGCCGCCCCCCGAGCCGUGCACCGCGCAGCGCCCGCCGGAGCCGCCCGCCGAGGACCGCCCCGGCACGGCCACGUGGAACGCGGUGCCCACCGGCGAGCGCGGCCCCGCGGCCGCCGCCGGCCCCGAGCCGUGCCCGGAGAGCGCGUCCCCGUCUCCCGCACCCGCCGGUUCGCCUCCGUCCUCCUUGGGCUCCUCGGACGAGGAGUUGGAGGAGGAGCUGCUGGGCGCGCUGCCCGCGCGGGCGCCGGGUGGCACAGCGUGCGGGGCUGUGGACUGCUCCGUCCUGGAUAAGGACCUCGAUCUCUUCCCGCGGGGCGCGUCGUCGCACUUCGAGUUCCCGGACUAUUGCACGCCCGAGGUGACGGAGAUGAUCGCGGGGGACUGGCUCAUGUCCAGCAUCUCGGACUUGGUCUUUACCUACUGAGUGCCGCGCUCUGCAGGUAACUUCUCUUCUUUUCCCACAGUCAGGUCGUCUCAAAAAGAAAAGAAAAAAAAAAAAAACCGAAACCAGCUGUUUACAUGCAGGAAUCAGGUAUUUAGCCUUGAAGCCGCUGGAAGGCAGAGCUCCCCGCUCCCCCCAUCCCCCCGGCACACACCCACUCCUCCUCCAUCCAUCCAUCCAUCCAUGGCGGUGCGGGGCUCAGCCCUCCUCGCUGCACGGCGCGCUCCGCUCGCUGCCGUUCCUCGCCCGUGAAAGGCGGCCGCCCGGCGGGGUCCCAUUGUCAGCACCCCCCGCCCGACCCCUUCCCCCUGCAGCUCUGUCCCUGCCCCACAGCUCUCCCACUCGCCCAUCCCUCGAAGGACAGCCGAUCCUUUUAUUAGCGUUCUUAUUUCUUUGCUUUUCGGGUUGCGCACAAAGCCCGUCUUCGAUCCUCUCCCGCUCCUCGUAGCAGCCCUUUAGGAGCGCCGCCUUCGGCCGCACCGCGCCCGAGGCUCUCCGGGGUGGCACGGCCCAUCUCCAUCCCUCCCUACCUGCUGCCCCGUGCUGCGGGCUCCCCGCCUUUGGGCUCGGGGGUCCCUCAGGACCGGCUCUCCUUGCGUUUUCGCUGCGGCGCGCUCUCCCCGCCGCUCGGUUUGGGGCAGAGCGAAGUUGCACGCACGUGAUCCGCACGUGGCGCGGGGAGGCUGCGUUAUUCCUCUCUCCAGACAUUCGUGCGCGGCCGCCCUCACCGUGAGCCCACCCCAUGGGGCAGCCUGCCCGGCAUCAACGCCCCGGCGUGGGGUGCCCGUGCCUGUCUGGGACCCCACUCCGGGCUCAUCCCGCAUGGCUGGCGGAGCCCGCGUGCUGCGGGGAAUCUGCCUUAAGCUCUCGCACGGGGCCGCCACCACCACCAGCAGCAGCAGUUUGAUGCUGGUGGAGAUGUGGGGUGCGGGUGGUGCUCCGCUGCAGCGAUCCUCUGCGGUGCACCCGGCGUUGGCUCCGAGAGCCUGGGCUUCACCGCAGAGCAGCGCUGCGGAGCUCCCCAGCAGGGCAGUUCCUGCUGCGGCGCUCCUCCGGCCGCGUUUGUCUUUGCUUUCCCCAAUGGCUCCUUCCUGCAGCAAUCCGCCUCCUCCCGCUGUCUGUGAGCACGUGGCCGUGGUGCCGGCAGGGCGGGGGACGCGGGGCUCCAUCCCACGUCUGCGUGGCACAAAAGCGGCCUCUGAAGUCCUCGGUUCCAAAGUGGGAAUCUGGGCACGAAGGAUCCCCCCCCGACCCUCCCCGUGCCAAUCGUGCUCCCUCCCCACUUUGGGGACGCCGCUUCCUCCGGUUGCGCGCAGCCCCACGCGCACACGUUGCAAUGGGGCUGGACGGAGCCACGAGCGGGGGGUGCUCAGCCCCUUUGUCCCCCUCUACGGGGAGCAACGUGGGGCUGCUGGCAUCGCCGGAGGUGCCGCAGGGAGCGCCGUGUCCCCACUUAAGGGCACCGGGUGCCCUCCCGCCCCAUUGGCCGCGGGGCUGCGGAGCCGCGAGCUCAGCGUUAUCGAUGUGUAGGUGUGUAGAGGUAGCUGUGGUUGGUGUGCGUGUGUCUGGUGUUGCGUUCCCGACGGUGUUUAGUAGCCCCGGUGCGGGUGCGAUCCUGCGAGGCAGGCGGGCACCGCCCACGUGUCCCCAUGUAGAGAGCAUCCCCCUCCCCCCCCCCCCAAAGACCCCCUCCCUUCCACUCCGACCCAGCAGAAAAGCCAAAUGCCGAGGGGCUCCACGCACAAACCGGGUUUGGGGUUCAUUGAAGGGCUUCCCCGGCGCACAGCUCCCACCCAACACCUCGCUGCCUUCUGGGGGCAUCGGAGCCCCCUACCGCCGCCACGUCCCACGCGGGGAGCCGAACCCCAAUUGCCGGCAGGGCCCGAGGCCGCGGUGCGGGGCGGCAUCCCCGGCGUUUCCUCAGGACAGGCUCUGGCUCAGCCCCCUCCCCCCCUCCCCUCGAGCCCGGCCUCAAGCACAACACCGUGCGCGUGGUCCCCGUCCCCCUCCGCCCGUCGUGGCCCUCCCGGUGGAUGUUCUGUGCCGUGUGGUUGUAGUGCGUAGAGCCCCCGCGUCCGUCCCGCCGAGCCCCCAUCCCCCCCCCGAGUGUGCGAGCGAGUGUGCGUGCGCCAUCCUCAUCACUAGAGACAAAGCGGAUAAUAAUGAAUAAUAAGUGAAUAAUAAUAAUAAUAAUAAUAAUAAAAAUAAACCAAACCUCUCUCAGGAAGAAGCCGCCCUGGCGGCAUCCCAGCGGGCCGGAGCUGCCGCGAGCACUCGGGGUUCCUUUGGUUGUGUUGGGGAGGGGUCCUGCAGCUGUUGUCCUGGGCUGGUGGAGGGGAUGUCCCACCCAUGGCCACCCUGACGGCACGGCCAGGGCCGGUGGUGUUGAAGCUCGGCUAGUGGUUAUCCCAGUGUUGUGACUAUGGAAUAAAGUGUGUUGGUCUGCUC